AUGGAGUUGAGCCGAGGACAUGGUCGAUACGGCUCUCUCCUCCCUCAUCCUGCUCCAUGGCAAUUCUCGGGGGCGAGCCACUUCGAACGAAGCGCCUUGGCACCGCCCGCCUCACACUGUCAGCGCGCCGCUGCAGCCGCGGCAAGCACUUGCGCAGCCAUGCGCAGCUCGCUGGUCCUCGCCAUCCUCGCCGCCGGCGCGGCGGCGGGCGACGCCGCGGCGGCCCAGGCCAACCCCGUCCGCAAGGUCGUCCAGAUGCUCCAGGCCAUGCAGAAGAAGGCUGCGAUCGCGGAGGCGUCUGGGAUCCGGGAGAAAGAGAACGCCGCAUACGUCGCCGCGAAGGAUGAGUUCGUCGCCAACAUCAACGCGAUCGUGAAGGCCACCGUGGCGCUGGAGAAGGCCGCCCGUGAGCACCGUGUAACGGGAGAGAGGCUCCGGUGCGGCACCAGAGACGGAUGGGUGUCCACGCCCGCUGCGCUCAUGUGCAUAGGAAUAGCACGGCUCGGCGAGUCGUUGCCUCCACGCACGCCCUCGCGUGCCCACGAUCCGUACAGGAUGUUCGACAAUUCAUCGAUUUUGCUGGUUGAAGCUUGUGGGCGAAAUGAGGAGGAGCUUCUGAUGAGGGAGAUCGAAGAUUACGAGUGCACGCCCGUGGAGACCGUCAGCAAAACUGAUGCGUGCUCCGUGAUGGCCGUCAUCUGCCCCAAACUGUUCCCAUUCAAGCAUGGCGAAGCCACGGCGUUUAACGACGACGCUGGAGCGUACUUGCGAGGCGCUGGCUACCCACAAGCUUGGGACCGUCGCUCCUCGAGGACCGACUUCUACACCCAAUGGCGUGACUACGAUGACUUGGUCGCCAGGCUCCAAGAUGUCGUGGACGCUGCGCCUGGCGUGGCCGUGCUGGAGGAUCUCGAGCCAGCGACCCACGAGGGCCGUAGCAUCAAAGCAGUACGCAUCCGUGGUUCUGCGUGGACUGCCGGAGCACCAAGGAUCGUUAUCAAUUGCCUGCUGCACGCCCGCGAGUGGAUGGCGUCGAUGGUUGGGACGUACUUGGCGGAGUACAGCGUAGACAGGCAGCGGAACGAUCCAAGCUGGUUGGCUGGGAUGGAGCUCGUCAUCGUGCCCAUCUCGAAUCCCGACGGACUCGUUUUUUCUCAAACUUCCAAUGCGAUGUGGCGGAAGAACAGAGCUACGAACGCAGGAUAUUCGUGUAAAGGUGUUGACCUCAACCGCAACUGGGCUAAGGAUUGGAGCGGUGUUCAGACGACGUCGACGUACCCGUGCAGCGACCUCUACGUGGGUGCUUCUUCGAUGUCGGAGCCUGAGACGCAAGCACUCGCGGCUUUACUGACCGAGGCCCCUGUGAAGUUGCACCUGGACAUCCACUCUCACGGAGCGAUGAUUCUGGGACCCUGGGCCUAUACGAACGCUGAUCACCCUGACAAGACCACGAUCGACGCAAUUGGAAUGGCGAUGUAUACUGCUAUAAAGAGCGUCAAUGGCCAAGACUACAUCUACGGCACCGGCGACGCGGGUGGAUCGCUCUACCUCUGUUCUGGCGUUGCGCCAGAUUUUUCUACCGACUUAGGUGCUUAUGGAUACACGAUUGAGCUACCACCUGCUGGUUGGCAGGGCAGUGCUGGUUUCCAGCCUGACACAUCUGAGAUCCUCCCAGCGUGCACGGAGAUCUUCGAGGCCGUUCAAGUGAUGGUGGCGUGGUUCAAGGUGAAGGUGGGCGUGGAGAAGGGUCUCGCAGUUAGUAGCGGCCUCGGCAAGGAUAACGUGGGCAUGGUCGAGGCGACCCUGUCGCUCGUAACGUCAAGGCGUCUCAGCACCGCCAGCCGCCAGCUCUCCGGCUUCUCCGUCCAGGUUCAGUUCGAAAUCAUCAUCCCGUCAGAGGCUUCGCAAUCGAUCGACGCUUACGACGUGGCGGACUCGCUCUCUUCGGCGGACGAGGACAGCCUGAGCACCGCGCUGUCGGACGCCAUCGCAUCGGUCGCCGACGCGGCGUACCACGUCGAAGUCGCCGAGUUGCCGAGCGUGGAGCUGAUCGUGACACCAGUGCCAGCGCCAACGCCGCUGGCACCAACGCCAGCUUUUGUGUCUACAGCUCACCGCCCCCUGCGCGCCCUGGCGCGCGCCUCGGCCGAUCUCAGGCACGGCAGGCGCGCGAGGGGCAACACGGUGGCCCAGCGUUCCACCGCGGCGAUGCUGCCGGCGGCCCUGGCGAUCUGCGGCGCCGUGGCGGCGCUCCGCACCGUGUCCAGCCUCGCCUUUGUGCCGGGGGCGCGUUCCGCCCGGUCGAUGUCCGUGGCGCUGCGCGCCUCGGAGACGCGGCGCGGAGGACUGACCUGGCUUGACGCAGGAGCCGGCUUCGCGCACAAGGCCUGGUGCCAGGGGCGCCAGGGCCUGCUGCAGGCGGUCCUGGCCACGGUGGCGGUCGCCUUUGUGGCCCAGGACGUCUGCGCGGGCCGCGCUCGGCGGCAGGCGCCGGUGGACGUCAAGGCGAGCCUGCAGACCCUCCAGGACGACGCGCCGGUCGACUGGGAGCGCUGGCGGGGCACCGUGCCUCGCACGUGUGCCCCCGCCUUCACCUACACGGUGCCCGCGGGGCCCGCGCUUCGCGCCAGCGAGGCGUACAAGCACUGCGCACCCCUGCUGGACGGCUCAGGCUACGUCGGCCUGACUCCAGAGCUGAUGAGGUACAAUGCGGACACGCUGACGCUGGAAGGCUGGAGCGUGCCAGACUGCGGCCUGCAGUUCGGGGACCAGCUGGCCGGCAUCAUGUUCUCCAACGGGCCCGACCGGCGGCUGGACGCGUGGCUCACUUACGACGCCCUCGGCGGCAACGCCACCGCCACGGAGAAGACGGCCUGGUUCAGGUCCAGCUCCGUCACGCUCGGCGGCCUCGACGGGAACUGGCGCGGCAUCAACCAGAGCGGCGAGCUGUCCAUGAAGAUUCACCUUGCGGACAACUACAUCGAGCUCGGCAACGGUCAGCAGUUGGCCAUCGUCAGCCAUAACGAAACUCACAUUGUGAGCGAGGCGCGCGACGGCAUGCUGGCCACGGGGAGGCUGGUGGGGGACCAGCUGCACUGGGACAUCUGCGAGGAAUCCGACUGCGAGCUGGAGCGCAUGCCGGAGUACUUCGGACAGCUGACGGGUCUGCGCCAGCGGGCCGAAGAGGCGGGCAGCGGCGCGGGGCGAGCGCCGUGGGGCUCUUCUCCUCGGCUAUAGGGCGCGGCGGCCGCCCUGUGGACGUGCAGGGCGCGGGCGUCACCACAGUCGAGCACCUGAUGGAGGAGCCUCCUCCCGAACAGCUGGGCCACCGUUUCGCAACCGGCGUGCCGGAGAGCUGGCCCAGUGUCCUGAGCACGUUCGCCCCUCCAGCGUGGACGGCAGAGUGUUGGCCCAGGUCCGUCUCGAGCAACUUUGGGAAGCUGGCCCAGGUCUCUAAACUGAUAUUUUUCUUGAUCAUAUUUUCGGUUGGCUCGGAUGCAACUCCGGUGUGGUCAUCUUCUGACUUCGCCCUGGUCCGGAAU
This is a messenger RNA of Prorocentrum cordatum, 3542 nucleotides long. NCBI's taxonomy places the organism in Eukaryota, Dinophyceae, Prorocentrales, Prorocentraceae. The record is from the annotation of a GenBank genome assembly.